AUGUUACUCUACGCAUUUGCACUCAUACCCCUCUACAUUCUCGUGUGGGUACCUCUCUCUCAAAUCAUCUUCGGUCGUCAAUCUUCACUCGAUGAACCUCUUGAUUUGAACUCUACAUUUAUUGCUAGUGAUGAACCCCUCAAUUGUCCGGAAGAUAGUUAUAAGAUGUUUAUCAUUAGUCGAGAACCUCUUAUGAUAUAUAUUGAAGGGUUUUUGAAAGGGAAUGAAAGUAGACAUUUGGUUGAUGUUAGUGAACCGCUCUAUGCACCAUCUACCAUUUCUUAUGGACAGGAAACUACAAUUGAUACUUCAGUUCGUCACUCAGAAGUAGCGUUACUAGAGAGGGAUGAGGUGGUCAGGUGUAUUGAGCACAGAGCGAGAGCAUUUCAGGGGUGGCGGGGAGAGAUGGGGAUUGAAAAGUUGAGGACGCAGAGCGAUUGGAGUGGAGGCAAACGCGGCGUAGACCGAUUAAGUACUUUUAUGGUCUAUGUCGAUGUAUCCCCUGAUAUUAAGGGUGGUGGAACGGAAUUUCCGCGUGUGGUGGGACCAAAAGGAGGGAGAUGGGAUGAAUUCCUUGAUACCACCGAAGGGUUGGAUCCAAGAAGUGGAAAGAAUGUGACGGUUGAAGGAGUUACAUUUAAACCGGUGAAGGGAAACGCGAUCUUUUGGGAGAAUGUUGAUAGAGAUGGAAGGGGAUACGAAGAGACGUGGCAUGCUGGGUUGCCGGUGGAGAGGGGAUCGAAGGUGGGGUUGAAUAUUUGGAGUUAUGGGAGGACUAUUAGAUGA
This is a messenger RNA of Sclerotinia borealis F-4128, 786 nucleotides long. The record is from the annotation of a GenBank genome assembly. Lineage: Eukaryota; Fungi; Ascomycota; Leotiomycetes; Helotiales; Sclerotiniaceae.